Messenger RNA from Striga hermonthica, 735 nucleotides. Lineage: Eukaryota; Viridiplantae; Streptophyta; Magnoliopsida; Lamiales; Orobanchaceae. The record is from the annotation of a GenBank genome assembly.
AUGGACGCCGGCGAUGGAAAUCCCACACACAGACCCAAUUUCCCCUUACAGCUCCUCGAGAAACGAGAUCCGCGUCCGGCCCACGACCCGGGCCCGAUUUUCGCCGCCGGCGGCGGCGAAAACUCGUCGAAGAAGCCCCCGCCCAAGCGGGCCUCCACCAAGGACCGCCACACCAAGGUCGACGGCCGCGGGCGACGGAUCCGGAUGCCGGCAACCUGCGCCGCCCGGGUCUUCCAGCUCACCCGCGAGCUCGGCCACCGGUCCGACGGCGAGACCAUCGAGUGGCUCCUCCAGCAGGCGGAGCCGGCAGUAAUCGCCGCCACCGGCACCGGUACCAUACCGGCCAACCUCGCCACGCUUAACAUCUCCGCGCGGAGCUCCGGCGCCACCCUCUCCGCCCCGUCCCACCUGAGGGGCGGCGCCGCCGCCUUCGGAGGUCUCCAGACGGUGCCGUUCAGGGGCAGGGGCGAGGAUCCUUACUGGGAGAGGGCGCUCUUGUCGGGCCACGAGAAUCUGCUCAGCUUUUCCAGCGCGGUCGCCAAGCGGGAGCGGCGACCGGAGGAGGAUCUCUCGGCCCAGAUGGGGGGAGGGUAUAUGGUGCAGUCGACCGCGGGUUCGAUUCCGGCGACACAGGGGCAGACUCCGGCGACGACGGCGGUUUCCGGUGAUGGCGGGGCGGAGGAAGGCGGCGGGUAUGGCCGGCUUGUUGAAGCUCGAUCGAAUUUUGAUGAGUGA